AUGCCUUUCCAGCAGGGUUCUGCCCGAGCGCGGCAGCGGACCGUCCUUCUGGUGGGGAUCGUGGUGCUGCUGGCCGCCCUCGUCCUCGCUGUCGUGCUGGCCUCUGUCCUGACUCACAGAAAGCAAGAGGGCAGUCCGAAAAUGCUGAGGUGGAAGGACAGAGGGACCACUAAGAAUCUGCGAGAAGUCAUCCUGGGAAGAUGCUACAACUACGUCAUGGCGCGGUACCCUGAGCUGGGAGAUAAGGAUUGCCUAAAAAUAUGGGAAUCAUUAAAACAUGCGUUCAUUUACAAGAAUCCCUGUAAUAUUACAGCAGAAGAUUAUCAGCCUUUCAUGGAGUUAGCAAGUCAUCCUGUACCCUGUAACAAGUCACUGUUUUGGAGCAAGACAAGUGACCUCGCUCAUCGUUAUACAAAAUCCAAUCAAAAUUUCCUUACCUUGGAGGACACCUUGUUGGGUUAUAUGGCUGAUAGGGUUUCAUGGUGUGGAGACCCCUCUGCCCCAGGAAUCAACUAUGAAUCUUGUCCAAAACGAAGUGAAUGUGAGAGCAACCCUAGUUCUGUAUUCUGGAAAAUGGCAUCCAAGAUGUUUGCAGAAGCAGCAUGCGGUGUGGUUCAAGUGAUGCUCAAUGGAUCAGUAGAAGCUGGAGCUUUCAAAAGCAGCAGCAUCUUCGGAAGUAUUGAGGUCUUUAACCUAAAUCCAGAUAAAGUCUCUGCAGUACACAUUUGGCUUAUGCAUGACAUUGGUGGACUUCAAAGUGAAUCAUGCUCAGGUCAUUCCAUAAGGAGGUUAACGAGUAUCUUAGAAGAGCGAAACUUUAAGAUCACCUGUGAAGACAAUUACAGGCCGGUUCAGCUCCUUCAGUGUGUGCACAACCCUGACCACACAGACUGCAGACUUUGCACCAACACCACAGCAACUCCGUGA
Molecule: messenger RNA, 927 nt
Organism: Cariama cristata (Red-legged seriema)
Lineage: Eukaryota; Metazoa; Chordata; Aves; Cariamiformes; Cariamidae
Gene: CD38
Product: CD38 molecule
Exons: 8
Coding region: 1-927 (308 amino acids)
Biological process (GO): positive regulation of B cell proliferation
Cellular component (GO): plasma membrane
Molecular function (GO): phosphorus-oxygen lyase activity; NAD+ nucleosidase activity
Source: RefSeq, a predicted model, not a curated record